AAAGCAGUGAUACUGCGGCUGCCGCCCUGCGUGCAGUCGAUAUAGUCCAAAGUUUCCAAACGAAAUAAAUAAUGGCUGACCUGUGGUUGUUAUUACGUGCACUUUGUAGAGAUGAUUUUGGGUUUAUGAUUGUGUGAGACGUUCCCUUCUGUGUAUGUCAGGUUGUUUUUUCCGUGUGCAUAAAGUGUAAUAAAGAAGACUAGCUGUAUUUCCUACUUGGGACGUGUUUUCUUCACUGUUUUCGUCACACAUGGAAGGAAAAAGAAUAAGAGAAAGAGAAAAAAUAUUCUUUUCGAAGAGGUGUUCCUCGAUCACGCCAAUCGACCAUACCAAUUGUUAUUGGUGAUAAAAUUCUUAUACAUGUAACCAAGUCAACAGUGAUGAUUAUGGCCGUCGAUCAACCUCAACGUUUACAAUUGUGAGAAAAUAUUCGAUUCGUGGACGUUCUGAAUUCUUUCUCUCCCCUUAAUUGUUAAAAACGAUGGGGAGUAUUUUGUAUCCCCCGUGCGGGACAAUAAACAAUGUGAAAAGACGAUGUACUCAAAUACAAUUGAGAUGUGAGUGUUACAAAUUGUGCUAUUCUUGCGAUUAUCAGUGAUAUUGAAAAAUCUAACUAAUUGAUGAUAUGGUUCAUCGUGAGAUUUCUUUCUCUCUUGACAAGUGAUUCGAGAGGAUUAGUCAGCAAUCAUGGUGCACAUACCGGGUGCUUAUACCUAUGAUUUUUGGGCCAAAACACCUACUGAAGUGGUGGAGUUGACGUGUCUGAUGCCAAAUGGUGUUAUCAUACCCUUUGAGACCAAUAGGAAUACAACUCUUGCAGAAAUCAAAGAGGAAUUAUGGGAUGAAGCAAGUAAAUAUCCUCUCCAUGGCACACUCAGGGAUGCUCCAUCAUAUUUAUUUUCCUGUAUAAACUCCAAUGCGGAGCCUGAAGAAUUACGAGAUGAAAGUCGUCGGCUCUGUGACAUCAAACCGUUCUGUUCAGUUCUUAAAGUAAUUGAGCGUGAAGGCGUCAAAGGCGACAGAAAUCUAGACUCUCAGAUCGGUCUGUUGAUCGGUAAGGGUCUCCAUGAGUUUGCCUCUCUAAAAAACUCCGAAGUCAAUGACUUUAGGUGGAAAAUGAGACUAUUGGGGGACGAGAUUGCGCUAGCAAGGCAGAAGCAGCAGUGGGAGGAAAAAGUUCAUUAUCAGUAUCCUUCAAGACUCGCUCAGGCUCCUGCUAUUCCGAAGAAUAUUGAAUCUAGACUGAAGGACGGCCAUAUCGUACUGGUUACCAAGUUUGAUAACACCGAGGUGACAUUUACCUUUCAAAUAUCUCACGAUACAACUCCCUAUCAACUUGUCGUCCUCAUCCUAAAUAAACGAGCCAGCAGACAAAUCUCUCGUGGCGAGAGAGAAGUAGCAAGUGACUUCAUUCUAAAAGUAUGCGGCCAAGAAGAGUAUUUAAUCGGCGAUUAUCCAUUGAUUCAGUUCCGCUACAUCCAAGACUGUCUCGCUCGGGAUAUUACACCAACACUAGUGACAAUGAGCAUGGAGAGUGUAAUUGUCCAUCAUGACAAUCUUUUCGAGAAUCCUGGUUUAGAUAGUUUAAAACGACCAAGACCCACCUUCUCUACUUUGACAUUGAGAAAAAAAGGAAAAUAUAUUUCUGCAUGGAAAAUCGAUGAUUGGUUCGUGUUCGAUGUCAACGGCAUAUCAAAACUUAAUUGUGAUGCCGCGCAUCGUAUUGUCGAGGUCGGAUUACAGGCCGGUGUUUUCCAAGGCGGUAAAUCCCUUUGUGAGAGUCAGAAAACCAAAGAAAUAGCCGUUAACUUAGACGGCAGUUGCAACUGGGAGGAAGCUCUCAGAUUUGACAUUAGAGUUAGAGACAUACCACGCAAUGCCCGUUUGUGUUUUGUACUUUAUGAAUUAAGUAAGACUGCCAAGGGCCUCAAGAGUCGAAGACUGGUCAAAGAUUCGAAACAAGAGUAUUUUAUGAACCCACUGUGCUGGGCAAAUACCACUAUUUACGACUUUAAGUCACAGCUCAAGACUGGUGCAAUGACACUCUAUACGUGGACUUAUGUGGAGGACAUGCAGAAUGAUGAUCUACUGCAUCCAUUGGGCACUGUUGUCUCCAAUCCCCAUAUUGAUCGUGCUGCUGCGCUCAUGUUGACAUUCCCAAAUUAUGGAAAAGACAAGUCUGUUCUUUACCCAACCUCGGAGAAGGUCGUAGAGUACGCAGCGAAGCUCAGAGAAAGCUCGGAAGAUCAUACCAUAGCAGAAGAGCCCAAUCAGGAAUCUGAGGCGAAUGAACUGCAGCAAUUGGAACUGUUGAAAAGUUUAGCUGAUAGAGAUCCACUUCAUGAGCUCCAUGAGCAGGAACGAAAAACAAUGUGGGCUCUCAGACGACAUUGUCUCCAUGAGAUUCCCUCAUUAUUGGCUAAACUAUUACAUUGUGUCGAAUGGAAUGACCAUAGAGAAGUGGCAGAAGCAACAGCCCUUGUCCAGCAGUGGCCGAAACUACCAGUGGAACGAGCCUUGGAACUCUUAGACUACGCCUACGCAGACGGGACAGUUCGCUCCUUCGCAGUCCGUUGCCUCAAAGACGUCACCGAUGAUGAGUUGAGUCUGUUUCUUCUUCAACUGGUUCAAGCCCUCAAGCACGAGAACUAUCUUUCCUGUGACCUGACCGAGUUUUUACUUCGAAGAGCCCUGAACAAUCAGAAAAUAGGUCACUUCCUUUUCUGGCAUCUGCGGUCAGAGAUGCAAGUGGCUUCAGUCUCAGUCCGAUUCGGAUUAAUUCUGGAGGCCUACUGCAGGGGUAGUCAGCAACACAUGAGAAUCCUCUUCAAGCAAAUGGAGUGUCUAGACAAACUGAGGACAGCUUCUGAACAAAUAAAGGCUAAAAAAGAUAGAAAAGCUGCACUACAAGGGUUUCAGGACUACAUCCAAGAGCCUCAUUGUCAGGAGGCGCUCUCCAACGUCCUCAAUCCUUUGGACCCUAGCUUCAGAUGGAAGAAAGUGAAGAUUGAGAAAUGUCGAGUGAUGGACAGCAAGAUGAGACCAUUGUGGCUGGUUUUUGAGAACGAUGACCCCUUUGGUGAAGAUAUCUACCUCAUCAUGAAACAUGGAGACGACUUGAGACAGGACAUGCUCACCCUUCAAAUGCUGAGGAUAAUGGAUAAACUUUGGAAACGAGAGGGAUUGGAUUUUCGAAUGAAUCCAUAUCGAUGUAUUUCUACUGAGAAUAGAGUGGGUCUGAUCCAGGUGGUACUUAAUGCUGAGACGAUAGCAAAUAUCCAGAAGGAGAAGGGAAUGUUCUCCGCAACUGCGGCCUUCAGACGAGGCUCUCUUCUUACUUGGCUCAAAGAUCAUAAUCACACUGAGACAGCACUUAAUAAAGCUAUUGAGGAGUUUACCUUAAGUUGUGCUGGCUAUUGUGUAGCUACAUAUGUCUUGGGAAUCGCCGACCGCCACUCGGAUAAUAUCAUGGUUAAAAAAACUGGCCAACUCUUUCAUGUUGACUUUGGACACAUUUUGGGACAUUUUAAAGAAAAGUUUGGAUUCAGACGCGAACGAGUACCAUUCGUGCUGACCAACGACUUUGUGCAUGUUAUUAAUAAGGGACAGACUAAGAAGGGACAGGCUGUGGAGUUCCAAAUAUUUCAGAAUUAUUGCGAGAAGGCUUUUUUAAUUUUGAGGAGACAUGGGGGAUUAAUUCUCUCGCUUUUUGCUAUGAUGAUAUCGACGGGACUGCCGGAACUAUCGUCCGAGAAAGAUCUCAAUUAUUUGCGUGAUACUUUGGUGCUUGAAAUGUCUGAAACGGAGGCCCAAAAACAUUUCAGAAAUAAAUUUGACGAGGCUCUGUGCAAUUCCUGGAAAACUUCGUUAAACUGGGCUUCACACAAUAUGGCUAAGAAUAAUAAAACUACAUAACUGUAAUUAGUAAUCAUAAGUGAAAUAAUCUGUGUGGUAAGACUGUCAGUGAUCAGAAAAAAAAUAGGAUUAUACCAUGUAGAGUGCGUGUCAUCCAGAACGAUUGAAUUUGUGAUGGUCAUUACAGAGAAUUAAAAAAAAAUUCUUUCUGUGGAAAAAGUUGUAAAUUAAGAUGGAUGCAAAAAUGUCAUUAUUUGAAUCAAUAUUUACUCACAUUCUCACUGAAAAAAAUACGUAGUUUUUUUAACGGUUUACAUAUAAAUUUUAUAUAAAUAGUUGAUACUAAUGAUGAACUUCAAGACAAAGUUCUGCUCAGAAAUAUUGUUCAUGAGCAAGGCAUUGAUGAUCUUUCUUUCGACCGAUUUUGAUGAAGAGCCGUUUUGUGGCUUUGUAUAUAUGCUGAUUUAUUCAAAUAUUCGUUUCUUUGGAAAAUUACUGAGAGAUGUAUAUUAAAGCAUAGGCAUCAUUCCCUAUGCCAAACGAGCAGAUAAGUGCCAAUAAAAUCAAGUAUAUACAAUAAUUGAA
This is a messenger RNA of Fopius arisanus, 4440 nucleotides long. RefSeq names its product phosphatidylinositol 3-kinase 92E (gene Pi3K92E). Gene Ontology annotation, cellular component: phosphatidylinositol 3-kinase complex; cytoplasm; plasma membrane. The record is from RefSeq and is a predicted model, not a curated record. Gene Ontology annotation, molecular function: 1-phosphatidylinositol-4-phosphate 3-kinase activity; 1-phosphatidylinositol-3-kinase activity. The transcript is spliced from 7 exons. The coding region runs from base 688 to 3915 and encodes 1075 amino acids. Gene Ontology annotation, biological process: phosphatidylinositol 3-kinase/protein kinase B signal transduction; phosphatidylinositol-mediated signaling; phosphatidylinositol-3-phosphate biosynthetic process. NCBI's taxonomy places the organism in Eukaryota, Metazoa, Arthropoda, Insecta, Hymenoptera, Braconidae.